AUGCUUCUACCUGUCCUCGGAUCUUUGAAGCUCGGAUUUCUGGUGAAAUCUUUGAGAGCCGCCCUGGCGGCCUCAGCUCUCCCGGACCUCUCUGAAACAUCCAAGCCUCACCUGCGGGAGAAUAUGCGGAGGCUGCAGCACUGCUUCCCAGACACGUACCCCGUGGGAUACGGCAAGUGUUGCCGGGACCCUGGCAGCCCUUGGUACAAGUCCUUCAUGGAGCCAGCUUGCUGGGACAAGGAGUUUGGCAUCACCUUUGAGAACUGCUGUGUCUUUGAGUAUGGCCCGCGGCUUCGAGGCCUUCCCUACACUGGCUUUGCGGAGCCAUCGGCCCUCGUCCACUUCGAUGUUCCGAAAGCUGGCCGCCUUCGGCUGAGGUCGGGCUACGAUGUCUUGCAGACAGAGGAGUUCUCCACUUUCUGGCCAGGAGGCUGGAUCUUUGGCCACCUAAUGGCCGACCUUCAUGGUGCCGUGAGAGACGCUGAGGAGAAUGGAUGGGAGGAGGGCGCGGGGAAGCUUCGAUCUUUCCUCGGAGGAGAUUUGCAGAUCCUCGACGUCAGUUGUGGUUUGGGCCUGAGCUCAAUCGCUGCGGCACGAGCCGGACACAACGUGACCGCAACGGAAAUCUCUUGGAAGGUGCUACGACUCGUCGGGCAAAAUGCCCAGCGCAACGGCGUCCAGCUGCGCCUUCGGCGGUGGAAUCUGCUGGCGGAGCUGUUGCCACCACUUCCGAAGCUUCAUGGCAAGUAUCACCUCUGCUUGCUGGAUCUUGGCUGGCUGAAUGCAAAGAACCGGGCCAUGCAGUUGCUGAACGGUCGGGGGAUCUCUGUGUCCCUGCAGGAGGAGUGGCCAAGUGUAGAGGCUGUCUUGAGAAAGACUCUCAAGAGCCUGGCAGAGCUUAGCGGCUUAGUGGCUGUCUGCUUCACGCCUUCAUUGGGCGAACCAAAUCUGGCGAUGCUGUGGUGUUGGAGGGAGCUGAGGUGGAAUUCGACACCAAUACUCGCGAGCUGCUGCGUGCCUUGGAUGCUCUGGGCGCUGAGUUUGGGACUUCUGCUGGAGAGCGCACGGCCACGGUGA
Messenger RNA from Symbiodinium sp. CCMP2456, 1077 nucleotides. The record is from the annotation of a GenBank genome assembly. Lineage: Eukaryota; Dinophyceae; Suessiales; Symbiodiniaceae.